UACUUUCUGUACCUUUCACACGGGUAAUUUUAUCCCUUUUUUCUUUCCCCUCUAAUCGUUUGUAUGGUUGCACUGAGAAAUGUUUGUUUCCCACAAAAUUUACUAAUCCAGAAGCUAUCUAUCGAUUGGUAAAGCAAUGUUGAUUGUGGGUUUCUGUAGGUAUUAGUCGAGAAUUUCGUAAGCAUGUCUUGUGUAUUAUGUUACACAUGUCUUAUCAGCUGCAGACAAAAACUACGCUUAUACACAGACACAGUGUCAUCAUUAUCGAAAAUAAGCUUGUCGUUUUAAUCAAUUAAACUCAAUAUUAUCAUUGACAAGGAAAUAUAGGUAAAGUUUUGUCUCGUAAUCAUCCAGUCGCUCUAUGCAUAAUCUAUAACUGCUGCACAAGUCUACUUGCUGAGUGAGUCAUCCGUUCAUCCAGUGUACUUAGAGGAAGUUGGAGGUCCGUAUUUGUCUUCCGCUUUCGACUGCACGAUAAGUAUUGGUAAGCCAUGAUCGUGUUUUUCUGAUGCGGCAGUCAGAUUCAAUAAAGAUUUUCCAUAAUCCCUAUUGUACGGUCUUGCACCUUUGUUCAAGAGCAUCAUUCAUCUCAUGCGAACCGUAGACUAUCAGAUAUAAUUUCGACUGAAGUAUCAGUUUUAUUGGUUUAGAUACCCAAUUUGUUGAUAGACAACAGCCGAAAAUUUAUGGACACCAUUUAUGAUCGUGUUUCUGCGCUAAUUGUCCCUUGCGCUUGACCCAUGUAUUUUUUUUGUCACUGUAGCUACGCAGAAUGCCACGCCGUUCCAACGCUAAUUCGGACGAAAGUCCAGUGACCAGACGUACUAGUGCUCGAAUUGCUGCUGCUCAGGCAGCGUCCCCUGCCAAGUCUCCAGCCAAAUCUCCCCGUCGUAAACGGCAGUCUACUGAACCAGCUAAAACGGUUUCUGACGACACUGAGUCACAACAGUCACAAGUCAAGAGUGAGAGUAGUAUGGAGGAGCUGAAUGGUAUCGAUACCAGUUCUGUAAAGGAUACUGAGCUAACUCAUGAUCUAGUGGAAAUACCUCAUAAAAAAACCAAGGUUGAUAAAGAAUCAGACGAUGAUCAUUUGUGUUCCGAUCACGAGAAGACUGAAGUUGAGCUACUGAAGGGGAAUGACACGGUCGUAAAUCAAACUCAAGAUUUAAACACAACCUCUACCGACUUCGAAGUCGUCGAACAUAGUUCAGUACCACCACCUGACAGUGCCGAGGUCCAAGCAGCCAUCUCGGCGCAAGGUGAGGACGGUCAGUUAUUGGUUGGAUUUGUGCAAGUGAAUAAGGAUGAGUUACCGCCCCCUAAUAGUUUGGAAACAAAACAAGUUUCAGCCACUUUGGAGUCAUGUAAUGAAACAGUGACAUGUGGCUCAGAAAGUGUUAAAAGGACGGAUCCUAAUGUAGAACCGUGUGUGAAUAACCUAAAUGGCAAUUUUGGGUCCCAAGAGUCUAGUAAAGAUGAACCUUCGAAACCCAAUGGCACCGUACAUGUUGAAGCUCACCACAAAACUCCCGUUCCUAUUGAAGAACCAGUUAUCCAACCACUUGUUGCUCCUGUCACUGGAGAUAUUGUUCUCGAUGCUGUACCCGAAGUGGUUUCUCAGCAGUAA
Messenger RNA from Schistosoma spindalis, 1627 nucleotides. Lineage: Eukaryota; Metazoa; Platyhelminthes; Trematoda; Strigeidida; Schistosomatidae. The record is from the annotation of a GenBank genome assembly.